Messenger RNA from Diabrotica balteata, 1283 nucleotides. The record is from the annotation of a GenBank genome assembly. NCBI's taxonomy places the organism in Eukaryota, Metazoa, Arthropoda, Insecta, Coleoptera, Chrysomelidae.
CUUCAACUGACACUUUUUUAGUAUCUGCCUGUGAGGUACUUUCAGCCGGUAGUGUACAAAAAACAUAUUCAUUCAAUAUGGUGAAAAUUGGAAUUAACGGUUUUGGCCGUAUUGGUCGUCUUGUACUCCGUGCAGCUCUUGAAAAAGGAGUUGAUGUAGUAGCUGUCAACGAUCCCUUCCUCGAUGUUGACUACAUGGUUUACUUGUUCAAAUUUGACUCUACCCACGGUCGCUACAAGGGAUGUGUCAACAGCGAUGGCAAAAACUUAGUUGUUGAUGGCAAAGUAAUUUCAGUACACCAAGAAAGAGACCCAGCUGCUAUUCCAUGGGGCAAAGUAGGUGCUGAUUAUGUAGUAGAAUCUACCGGAGUGUUUACCACAAUUGAAAAGGCCAAGAAACAUCUUGAAGGUGGUGCUAAGAAAGUCAUCAUCUCAGCUCCAUCUGCUGAUGCUCCAAUGUAUGUAUGUGGUGUUAACUUGGAUGCCUACAAUCCAGCUGAUCCCGUAAUCUCUAACGCUUCUUGCACCACCAACUGCCUUGCUCCACUCGCCAAAGUCAUCCACGACAACUUCGAAAUCGUUGAAGGUUUGAUGACAACCGUACAUGCCACAACUGCAACACAAAAGACUGUCGACGGACCCUCUGGAAAAUUGUGGCGUGACGGUCGUGGUGCCGGACAAAACAUCAUUCCAGCUUCCACUGGUGCCGCCAAGGCUGUUGGCAAGGUUAUUCCAAGCCUUAAUGGCAAACUCACAGGUAUGGCUUUCCGUGUACCUGUACCAAAUGUAUCCGUCGUUGACUUGACUGUUCGUUUGGGCAAACCUGCCAGCUACGACCAGAUUAAGGCCAAGGUUAAGGAAGCCGCAGAAGGUCCUCUUAAGGGAAUUUUAGGAUACACCGACGAAGAAGUAGUCUCAAACGACUUCGUUGGAGACACCCACUCCUCUGUCUUUGAUGCUGCUGCCGGUAUCCAACUUAACGACAAAUUCGUCAAACUUAUCUCAUGGUACGAUAAUGAGUAUGGUUAUUCCAACAGAGUAGUCGAUCUCAUCACCUACAUCGACACCAAGAAAGCUUAAGGAUGUCAGGCACUUCUUUAAGGGCGUUUUUCCGUACUGAGGCAUUAGGCGCCUCAAAGAAUGUUUCAUGAUCAGUGUUUAAAGCAUCUUUAUUGUAAGGGACUAGAUAGUAGUCCUUUGUUCAUGUCAAAAUUAUUAUAUUAUCCAGUUUUAUUUUUAUUUAAAAUUUAGGAUUAUGUAUAAUAUACAUGUUGAAACAAAUUG